CUCCAAAAAAGAGCUCACCACUGAGGACGCAGAACGUGCCAGGCCAGUGCAGGCACGCGCAAACUUAAAUUGCGUUAUGCGGCCAGCUGUCCUGAACUCGAUCCAGAUGACACAACAGUAAAUGGUCCCGCGAUCCACGCCCGCUGGGAGCUGAGCAGCACACCGCCGUGUCUGCUCCACUCAGUGGCUUCUCUCUCUGAUGGGCUCUGAGGAGCGCCAAGAGAAAAAACAAACGGUCCUCUGAGCUACAAUUGUGUUGUUAUUGACCGGCGGUGAAGAAGCCGGUCGAUAAGUGGAUCGGAUUUAUUAGCUCUCCAGAUUGGCUACACAAAUGUCAGAGGAGCCACAGUCCUCGGGACUGCACAGCGCGCAUCUCAUUUAGACGAAAGGAGCGCCAGACGGCGUGUCUACAACAAGUGCGGCGCAAUUUCGAGCUGAAGGCUGCGAGAAGAAGAAGUGAGCGCCAGUGACGAUAUGAUAUGGAGUGACACGUGAGCCUUUAUCAGCAUCUUUAUGCAAAGCCACCCUCCUGUUAUUGACCUGCAUUGACCGCAUGCAGUGUGAGCGUGUUAAAAUGGAAAAGUAACCCAGCAGCAUGGACCUGGAGAAUAUUGCAGUUACCUUUCUCAUCCUUCUGAGUGCUGCAUGGGCCUCAUCUCAUCACUCCUAUAUGGACAGCAUCCUCUCAGCCCGCUCAGCCUUAAGGUUCCUGGCUGAGCCGAUGAGGUUUGACCCCUGUUGUCUCAUGUCACCUCCUCCACCACCACUCUUCCCUCCUCCGCCUCAGCUUUGGAAGAGGGGCAGCCCUGACAGCAACAGCCUGUUGGAGCCGAGUGUUUUCGGAGGGGAGGCGCAGAUAAAACCAAAGCCUGUGAUACCAGGAUGUCCGCCUGGACCUCCGGGACCUCCGGGUCCGCCUGGCCCAGAGGGUCAUGGUGGAUUGCCCGGCAUAAGAGGACCAAAGGGAGAGAAGGGAGAAAUUGGACGUCCAGGGUUAAAGGGUCGUACUGGAGCCCCAGGCCUGCCAGGCAAACAAGGACUUCCAGGAUGGCCUGGCCCACAGGGGCCCAAGGGUGAGAAAGGGGACCCUGGACUCAUGGGCUUGCCAGGACUGAGAGGACCACCUGGAAUAAAGGGUUUACGUGGUUACAAAGGGGAGAAGGGAGCUCGAGGCGAUCCUGGACCAGUAGGCCUAAAAGGCGAUAAGGGUUCAAUUGGUUUGCCUGGGAUGCUUGGACAGAAGGGUGAGAAAGGACCAAAGGGAGAGCCAGGAACAACAGGGAAGAGAGGACCAACUGGGCGUCCGGGGAAGAGAGGCAAACAGGGUAUGAAGGGCCAGACUGGGGCCACUGGAUUGAUGGGCCCUCCUGGACCUCCAGGUCCUACUGGCCACCCUGGGCCACCUGGUCCUCCUGCAUCAGGUCUCUAUCUAGUAGGGGAAAAGGGGGAGAAGGGUCUUCCUGGUCCACCGGGUCACUGUAACUGUGAAGGUGCUCUCGGACCAAAUAAUGCUCCUUUUGGAAGUUACACACAGCGGCGGGGUGGAAAUAAAGUCACAGCGAUAUUUGUGGUAAACAGUGAGGAGGAGAUGGACCGUCUACAACAAGAGAAUGCAAUAGCAUUCAGGAAGGAUCAGAGGAUGCUUUAUUUUAAAGACAAAGAUGGAUGGAAGCCCAUACAGCCCUUCCAGCCAUACCAGUCUACUGAGAAAGUCCCCGACAGAGUUGGUGUCUGUGGAGAUGGAAAGGUGCAAGCCCAGCACGGAGAGGAGUGUGAUGAUGGAAACCAGAUUGUCACCGAUUCUUGCCUCAACUGUAAGUGGGCCUACUGUGGAGAUGGCUACAGACACGAAGGAAUAGAGGAGUGCGAUGGAAAAGACUUUGGUUACCAGACCUGCAAGUCUUAUCUCCCUGGGUCCUUUGGGCAUCUCAAAUGCACCGACUCAUGCCUCAUUGAUUCUACUGGCUGCAAGUACUUCACCUGAAUUCGGAGGUUUGAAAACCGCCUCAGUGGAUCUUUGCAAAUCCUCUUGAUGAUCAUUGUGAUCAAAGGGAUUGUACUUCAGAUUUCAACUGAAGUCUCACCACUUUAAAAAAAUAAAUAAAUAAAUAACCGACAGACUGAGAAAGAGUAGUUAAGGGAAGCUCUUGUGCCUGUUCUGAGCCACGAAAGGUCACGGGAGGUGUAAUCUCUAACUGACCUCAGAGAACAGCUCUUUGCUAGUGUCACUUCAUCGGCUGCAGCACUGUUACAGACACUGGAACUGUUGGGAAACCUUUUAAUGAUUUCAUGUUUGUAUCAUACGAAAUAGUUGUGUAUGACUUGCUGACUGUUAAUGCAGAAAUAAGCUGUGUUAUAAAGCACUUUUUAAUAUGAAAAAGCUAUAGAGAUAUAUGUACUGUAGUAUACAAAUCAGGGGUGUGUAAGUGUGUUUAUUCCUGUGCAAUAUAUUACAAAAAAAUGCAGUAUAUUGAUGAAGUGCAAUGCUGUCAUAUUGCAUGUAAAUGUGUUUUUUUUAGUGCACGACAGACCGCUUUAACCAAUGCUGUAAAUAUCCAAGCCAAAGUGAGGCCUUUUAGAAAUGAAUGUCCAAAUAACUCAGAUGGAAGAGAUGGGAAAAAAUGAAUGUCAUCCAAAAAAGGAUAAUCUUUGAUUAUUGCAGCAGCAUGUGGGGGAUACAUCAAAUCAUUCAUUAAAUUGUUAUUAGCUGAUAAUCUGCCUGCAUGACUGUACGUUUCAUGAAGCACUGUACACUAAUAAAGAUUCAUUCAGAUGUUGCCAAA
This is a messenger RNA of Oreochromis niloticus (Nile tilapia), 2783 nucleotides long. Its product is annotated as acetylcholinesterase collagenic tail peptide. Gene Ontology annotation, biological process: extracellular matrix organization. Bases 596 to 1984 code for a protein of 462 amino acids. Lineage: Eukaryota; Metazoa; Chordata; Actinopteri; Cichliformes; Cichlidae. The record is from RefSeq and is a predicted model, not a curated record. Gene Ontology annotation, molecular function: extracellular matrix structural constituent conferring tensile strength. The transcript has 19 exons.